Linum tenue is the source of this 678-nucleotide messenger RNA. Lineage: Eukaryota; Viridiplantae; Streptophyta; Magnoliopsida; Malpighiales; Linaceae. The record is from the annotation of a GenBank genome assembly.
AUGAGUUGGGCAUGGAUUAUUCUUCCUUCUCGUUUUGAUGUGUUUCGCCCUAAUUGGCAUGUUGUGGGGAUGAAUUGGAAGGGGGAUGAGGUGUGCACGGAAGGGAGCAUCUGCAUUAUGGAGUCUAUCAGAUGGACGGUUGAUUACGAGGAGCAAAUGAAUUGCUGGGAAGAGGUAGCGGAGCAGACCCCCUGGAACUGGAAGUGGGACGAAGCCGACCGCCGAAUCGAGCGCCUGUUCCUCGGGCACGACUGCACGGAUUGCAGAGGGAAAAAAGCAGCCAUGGUCAGCAUCCGCUAUUUUCUGGAGUCCCGCAUGUUCCUGGAGGAGCAGGUCUUCUUUGGGGGGAUCAAUUUCGACCCUCUCUUGACCAAUUUGUUUCUGUUCCCCAUCGCUGGCGUCGUCGCCAUCGCCUUGAGCGACACCUGCACCGCGCCUCUCGCCCGCAUCACUACACUCUCUCAGCUGGGUAAAUUGCGGGGAGAAGGAGAAGAAGAGAGGAGUAUAUGGGAGCUGGCGGCUCAGAUUGUUAAGCAAGAAGAGGGCGGUGGUAGCUAUGGCUAUGCAGCAGCGCUUUGGAGGGGGAACUUGGUCGCAGUUGCUCAUCGUCUGACUUUUUAUGGCAUCAACAUUUUGCUGUAUCUUGGUUUCAGGGCUCAACUCAUGGUAGUCGAGUAG